UGCCGUAUUCUUCUUAUAUAUGCUCGCACUCCUCUCCACACAGUCCACACCAUACGAAGGAGAUCGAGUUUCGUGGGUUUUGUCUAUAUACUCACAAAUCCCAUCUUCUUUCCUUCACUUUCCUCUCAUUUUCCUAUAGUAAGAACAAAUAUCCCAUAUCUUUGUCCAACAAUUCAACAUGUCAAACUCAAACAUCACAAGUUGUGAUAGUUGGAGUUUCUCUACUGAGAAUACCACUGGAGAUCAUGCAGCUGUUAAACAGCAAUUAGAGAUGCUUGGCCAGCUCCAUAGUCCAAAUUCCAACACUUCAACUACAACAAAUAAUAGCAACGGAUCAAACACAAAUUCACAACCACCUGUUACUGUUAAGAAGAAAAGGAACCUACCAGGAAAUCCAGAUCCAAGUGCUGAAGUCAUAGCUCUAUCACCAAACACCCUAGUGGCCACAAACCGGUUCGUAUGUGAAAUAUGCAACAAAGGGUUUCAAAGGGACCAAAACCUUCAACUACACCGGCGAGGCCAUAACCUGCCGUGGAAGCUGAAACUGAGAACCACCACAGAAGUUCGAAAACGGGUUUAUGUUUGUCCAGAACCCUCUUGUGUCCACCACAACCCUGCUCGAGCACUAGGCGAUCUCACUGGCAUUAAAAAGCACUUCAGCAGAAAGCACGGCGAGAAGAAGUGGAAAUGUGAUAAGUGCUCAAAGAAAUAUGCUGUUCAGUCUGAUUGGAAAGCACAUUCCAAAAUAUGUGGAACAAAGGAAUACAAAUGUGACUGUGGCACCAUCUUUUCCAGAAGAGACAGCUUCAUCACCCACAGAGCUUUCUGCGAUGCUCUGAAUGAGGAGAACGACAAAUUCAACGAGGGACAAUUACCAAAUAUGCAUGGCUCAAACUUGCAACCACCGAUAAUCCCAAACAUAGUUGCAUCAUUACCAAUCAAUACCAACAAUCACAACAAACACCCAUUACCACUCCCUCACGAUCUCAUGAACAUCACAAUGCCCACAAAACCCUUCAACAACAUGGCAGCAUUCACGAGAAACCUUUCAUCUCCCUCUCAACUAACCUCAAACUCACCAAACAACAUGUUCGAGGAAAAUAAUAAUGGUCUCCAUUCACCACACAUGUCCGCCACAGCAUUGCUCCAAAAAGCUGCACAAAUGGGAGCAACAGUGAAUAGCAACAUGAUGAGUGAUCAGAAAAGCUUUAGCACGAGCAUGGCACCACCAUCAUAUGGGAUCAUGAACCAUACCAUGCAAAAUGGUCAACAAGACUUGUCUCACUAUAAUUUCAAUGCGAAUGAGAUGGGAAUAAUGAGUGGGUUAGACAUGUUUAAUGUUAUAUUGGAUCAAAGUAAGGCCUUGUCGAAGAUGAUCGAGCAGAACAAUAUUCGAAGCAGUAAUGGGGUUUUGCAUGCAAUGAAUAAUGGUAAUGGUACUAGGUCAAGUGGUUCCAUUGAUGUUGGUGGAACUAAAGGGAGUGAGGAUGUGAUGACUUUGGACUUGUUGGGGAUAGGAGGAGGAGGAGGUGGUGGUGAUGGCAAUUUCUAUGGUGGUGACCAAUUACAACAAUCAGAAAUGGCUGCUAGAGAUGAAAUUUGGAGAAAUUGGUCGAAUAAGAAUGCAGGGCUUGAACCAUUUUCAGCGACAAACAGCAACAUAUGAAUGAUAAAGUGACCUUGCCGAAUAGAAUAAUUUGCAUGUCUCUUCUAUUUUGGGAAGGUGGAAUUUUCAUUUGGUUCUGUGAUGUGGUUCCUUUUGGCCCACGUAUGAGUAGUAGUACAGAAAUCGUGUACAAGUUAACAUUGAUCGGCUUUCCAAUGACAAAUCAUGGUGUGGGCUCUUUCAGUACGUGUCUUUAAAUGACGAGUCAGUCAGAAUAAUUGCCCAUAUGAAGUUAGUUCAGUAUGUACAUUUCCGCUUAAUUUACAGCAUUUCAAUUUCAGCCUUUACCUUUAAGCAGAAGCUAUUCUCCCUAAUAUGGGAAUCUGUGGUGCAAAAAUCACUUAAUAGUAAGUUCUCUCUUUUAUA
Molecule: messenger RNA, 2032 nt
Organism: Cajanus cajan (pigeon pea)
Lineage: Eukaryota; Viridiplantae; Streptophyta; Magnoliopsida; Fabales; Fabaceae
Product: zinc finger protein GAI-ASSOCIATED FACTOR 1
Cellular component (GO): nucleus
Molecular function (GO): DNA-binding transcription factor activity
Source: RefSeq, a predicted model, not a curated record